Molecule: messenger RNA, 1272 nt
Organism: Mercurialis annua (annual mercury)
Lineage: Eukaryota; Viridiplantae; Streptophyta; Magnoliopsida; Malpighiales; Euphorbiaceae
Product: accelerated cell death 11
Exons: 4
Coding region: 174-815 (213 amino acids)
Biological process (GO): ceramide transport; intermembrane lipid transfer
Cellular component (GO): membrane; cytoplasm; cytosol
Molecular function (GO): ceramide 1-phosphate transfer activity; ceramide 1-phosphate binding
Source: RefSeq, a predicted model, not a curated record
AAUGUCCAAUAGGUAGCAAGGCCCAUGAACAGAUCUACUGGUGCAAUAUUCCUCUUCUCAUUUUACAAUUAUUUCGUACUUGGCGUCAAACAACAGCACCGGACCUUCUUCUUCCCGUCGCCAGUUCACUCAUCUGAACCACCAAAUCAAACAACAAUUAAUUCUUCUAAUAAAUGGCAGAUUCCGGAACUGAAAAGCCACUGAGAAAAAUCUCAGAGGCAUUUAAAGAACUUGCAGUAACUCUAAAUUCUUCUUCUGCUGAAACGACGUCGUCUUCUUCUGUUGAUUUAGCAGUGGCUCCAUUCUCACACGCUUGCUCACUCGUCUCUCCUCUUUUCGGCUGCUUAGGCAUUGCUUUCAAGUUCGCCGAAUUGGAUUACGUCGCCAAGGUGCGUGAUCUUGGAGAAGCGUCGAAAUCGAUCGGGACGUUAAAGGAAAUAUUGGACAGAGAUAUUGAAGAGAAUUGUGUUAAAAAGGCUGGAAGUCAUUCUAGGAAUUUAUUGAGGGUUAAACGUGGUCUUGAUAUGGUCAAGGUUUUAUUUGAGCAAAUUCUAAUUACAGAGGGGAAUUCGUUGAAGGACCCGGCUUCCAAGGCUUAUGCACAAGUAUUUGCUCCGCACCAUGGCUGGGUUAUCCGAAAAGCUGUGGCUGCAGGAAUGUAUGCUCUCCCAACAAAAGCACAACUUUUAAGCAAGUUAAACGAAGAUGAGAACUCGGCGAAGAUUCAAAUGGAAUAUUAUACUGCGGCUUCUGCACCAGUCAUUCUGUUCAUUGAUAAACUAUUCCUAUCGAAAGAAUUGGGUAUAGACUGGUGAACAAUACGUAUGCCCACUACAAAUAGAAUAGUCCAAUUGUGGCGGAUAUUUAUGACGGACAAAAUCCGUCAUAAUUUUGUGGCAGAAUUGGGACUGAUUUAUAACGACUAAUGCUACUGUUACAGAAUUUAUGAUGGACAAAAUGUCUCAUAAUUUUGUGGCAGAAUUGGGACAGAUUUAUAACGACUAAUGCUAUUGUUACAGAAUUUAUGAUGGACAAAAUGGUUCGUCACAUCAAUUGUUGGUUCAAAUUUUUAUGACAGAAUCGAGCGGUGAAGAUUCCGUCACAAAUUUUAGAAAAUGUGACAAAAUUGUGAUGGGAAUCGCCAUCACAAAAGAGCUGUAAAUUUGUUGUUAUGGUACUCUGUUCUAGUUUUGCAAUUUAGGUUGCUUUUUAUAUUAAGAAGGUUGAUGUGCGAAAUCAAACCAAAACUGAUUAACAUAACUAAAUUGAUUU